Penaeus monodon (black tiger shrimp) is the source of this 1078-nucleotide messenger RNA. RefSeq names its product barrier-to-autointegration factor-like. The coding region runs from base 157 to 429 and encodes 90 amino acids. The record is from RefSeq and is a predicted model, not a curated record. NCBI's taxonomy places the organism in Eukaryota, Metazoa, Arthropoda, Malacostraca, Decapoda, Penaeidae. Gene Ontology annotation, molecular function: DNA binding. The transcript has 3 exons.
AAAUACAUAUAUAAAGAUCUCACUGAAAGUAUCCCGAAUCUCUGCCCAAAGUCGUGAAACUGUGCCGCGACAUCUGCGACUAUUCCACGCGAGAGCAACGUCCGAAGAGAUUAAUCGCGUCUGAUUCUCCUUCUGGCGGUGCAGCUGGUUCUCACCAUGUCGACAACCAGUCAGAAGCAUCGCAACUUCGUGGCUGAGCCCAUGGGGGAGAAAGAGGUGACACAGCUGGCAGGCAUUGGCAAUGUCCUAGGAGAAAGAUUAGCAAGUAAAGGCUUUGAUAAGGCCUACGUAGUUCUUGGUCAGUUCCUAGUUUUGAAGAAGAACCGCGACCUGUUCAUCGACUGGUUGAAGGACACAGCUGGUGCCAAUGCCAAGCAGUCUGGAGAUUGCCACCAGUGCCUAUCUGACUGGUGUGAGGAGUUCUUGUAAACUACUGGAAUACUAUUGCAGUCACUUUAUAGCUCUCUCUUUGGGCUUGAGUUAAUUUCAUUCCAUAGCCAGAUAAAUGGACAAAAAAUUUGACUUUGUUUUAAAAUACAUUUUAUUGAUCACAAACAAACAAAUGGGAAAAUAUGAUUUUAGCAUCUUUUGUGAAAUUGGUUUUGCUCUGAAUUCAGAGAAAAAGUUCUAUCCUGAGUUUUGCUUCAUGUGUUGUAUGUUUAGGUGUUUGUAAUGUUCUUCUUUGAGAUUGUACAACUAUAUAAACAUUGUGCUACUAUAAGUAACUUCUUGAUAGUGUCCUUUUCUUAGUUUUCACCACAAACAGAUAGAUUAAUUUAUUUCUUAAUGUAUGUUAAUAAAAUUUUUGGUUUUGUGUUGCUAGUGUUCCUGUGUUUAUCUAUAACAAGAACUUAAUAUUGUGCAGAUGUAAGUGAACUGUGUAGAAUCAUUUAUUCAGGUUGCUAAACUUAAAAUUGCCUUGUAGAAAACAAAAGGUAAUAGGGCAGCUUAUAUUUUUUAUUGACUUGAAAAUACAGAGCCACAAUAACAAGUACUGUUUCUGAUAAAGGUAACAAUUUUAUAACUUUUAUUGACAUGAAACCUUUGUUGAUAUGAAAUAAAAUGCAUUUUUUAUAAA